This is a messenger RNA of Momordica charantia (bitter melon), 2779 nucleotides long. RefSeq names its product Phototropic-responsive NPH3 family protein (gene NPY2). The record is from RefSeq and is a predicted model, not a curated record. Lineage: Eukaryota; Viridiplantae; Streptophyta; Magnoliopsida; Cucurbitales; Cucurbitaceae. Gene Ontology annotation, molecular function: protein binding.
AAAUGAAAGAAGGCAGUGAAGAUUAAAGAAAAGGAGAAAAAGGGGUGAGAGAGAGAGAGAGAUGGAGAGUCAGAUUUGCAAAUUUUUUAGUGUUUAGAAGUCUGUUGGCUGUGUCUCCAGGGCUGACCCGGGCUCCGUGGGCUUUGCCGCCGACCAAGGAAACAGCCACUUUCUUAGCCCUCUUCCCAUUUAAGAGAACCAUUUUCUUUUAGAAAAAAAUUCCACAAGUCCCAUCUCCCAAGUCCCGAGUCCUAUUUCCCCCUUCCCCCUCUCUCUUUUAUCUAAGCCUUUGCCUCGGUUCCUGUCAAGAUUCCAUUACACCCCACAAGCAUAUAUCCAUUCCCCUCUUCAGAAAUUUGGUCAUAUUCACAAAAACUUGGUCCCCACUCUGUCUUUUCCUUCCCAUUACAGGAAGUAUUUCUCUCUAUCUCAGAGUUUUAUGCAUGUUUUCUCAUUGGGGUCGUGCUGAAAUUGAAGCUCUGAGCUCUUCUUUGCUGUAAGGGUUUUUUUUUUUUUGGGAGUUUGAGAAACUUCAAGCUUCUGCUCGGUCGCCGAGAUGAAGUUCAUGAAACUUGGAUCAAAACCUGAUUCUUUUCAGACUGAUGGGACCAAUGUUAGGUAUCUUGUAAGUGAAUUAGCCACAGAUAUCACUCUUAUUGUUGGGGAUGUCAAGUUUUAUCUCCAUAAGUUUCCCCUUCUGUCAAAGAGUGCUCACUUGCAAAAGCUGGUCACAGCUGCCACUGAGGAGCACAGUGAUGAAAUAUACAUUCCAAAUAUCCCGGGUGGUACUGCAGCAUUCGAGAUAUGUGCCAAAUUCUGCUACGGUAUGACAGUUACUCUCAAUGCAUACAAUGUAGUUGCAGCCCGUUGUGCUGCUGAAUACCUAGGAAUGAAUGAGACAAUUGAAAAAGGAAACCUCACCUACAAGAUCGACAUUUUCCUUAGUUCGAGCAUCUUCCGGAGCUGGAAGGAUUCGAUCAUUGUUCUUCAGACAACAAAGGCAUUAAUGCCAUUAUCUGAGGAACUGAAAUUAGUAAGCAAUUGCUUAGAAUCUAUUGCUGCAAAGGCCUCUGCUGAUGUUUCUAAAGUUGAUUGGUCUUACACGUAUAACCGUAAGAAACUUCCCGAGGAGAACGGGAACAAUCCCAAUUGGAAUGGUGUUAGGAAUCGCAGUGUGCCGAAGGACUGGUGGGUUGAGGACUUGUGUGAGCUUGAAAUUGAUCUAUAUAAGCGUGUUAUAGUGAGUAUAAAAAACAGAGGAAUAAUUCCUAAUGAUGUGAUUGGAGAAGCCUUGAAAGCGUAUGCUUACCGACACCUUCCAGGCUUUAGCAAAGGCAUGCUUCAAUGUGGGGAUCUAGUGAAGUAUCAAUCAGCAGUGGCAACAAUUGUCUGGCUGUUACCUGCCGAGAAAGGCAGCGUCUCGAGUAGUUUCUUGUCCAAAUUGUUGAAGGCAUCCAUUUUCCUAGCUUCCGAAGAUGGGACCAAAGAAGAGCUUGUUCGGCGAAUGGGACAGCAGCUGGAGGAGGCAUCAGUGACUGAUAUUUUGCUGCGAGCACCGGACGGCGAAGCUACUAUUUAUGAUGUUAAUGCUGUGCAGAAAAUGGUAGAAGUGUUUCUUCUGCAAGAUCAUAAUACAGAAAUCGAAUCACUUGAGGAAGAGGGAAAUGAGCUUCAAGAGCCAAGAGGGCCAGGAAUUUUAUCGGAUGCUGCUAAAUUGAUGGUGGCAAAGUUGAUCGACAGUUACCUUGCUGAAAUUGCAAAGGAUCCCAAACUACCAUCUGUAAAUUUCGUCAAUCUUGCAGAAAUGGUGUCUGGCAUCACUCGGCCUUCCCAUGACGGGCUCUAUCGAGGCAUCGACAUGUAUCUGAAGGAGCAUCCGGGGAUCAGCAAGAGUGAAAGGAAGAGAAUAUGCAAACUGAUAGACUGCAAGAAACUAUCUGCUGAGGCAUGCAUUCAUGCAGUACAAAAUGAACGUCUCCCUCUACGAAUGGUUGUGCAGGUACUAUUUUUCGAGCAAGUCAGGGCCUCGGCAUCGUCAGGCAGCAGCACUCCUGACCUAUCAAAGGGCAUCAAGGAUCUAACAAGUGGGUCUCACGGAAGCUCAAGAUCAGCCACAACGAACCCUGAUGAAGAGUGGGAUGCUGUUGCCAUGGCUGAGGAGCUGAAGGCCCUCAAGGGGGAGCUAGCUUCCUUGAGGCUUGCAAAUGGUGCAGGAGGAGGCAGUGAGAGAAAUGGUGAUGUUAAAAAUGGAAUCGACAAAGCAGCUCUAAGUAAAAUGAAAGGCUUGCUCAAGUCAAAGAAGCUUUUCACAAAACUAUGGUCAAGCAAAGGAGGAUACGGUGAAAACAGCGGCUCGGAUUCGUCGGAGAGCCUUGGCUCUGCUAACCAGGAGGAAGCUAAGUCAACACCUUCCAGGAACAGAAGGCAUUCAGUUUCUUAGAAGUUCCAUUUUGGGAAUUCAGAUCAGAAGAAUUUUGUUUCCAGAUGGGUGACCAUUAGUGGCUAAAAUGGGCAAGAAUGAAGUAUAUAUAGGUUCAAGAGUCUGUAGAUUAUAUCAAAUUAACAUUACUAUUUGAGGCCAGUGGCCACCCCCCAACAAAGAAAAAAGGGAAAAAAAGAAUUGAAAAAUCAAAUUUCUUUCAUGAAUGGGGUUAUUAAGAAGUAGACAGAGGCUUGUUUACACAGUAAAAUCCCAUCAAAGAUGGAUGAAAUCAUUCUCUAAUAUUAUUCAGAUGAAUCAAAUAAAGAUCGUCUUUGCUUUUGAGAGCAUUUUGAAUUA